AUGAGUUCUGGUGUUCAAGAUUUGUGGAAAAUACGAAAUGAUCCUGAAUAUCGUAACUGGCACGCUGUUGGUGACGCUCUUAUGUUCCUCAGUGAUGGUCUUAGGAAAUAUGCUGAGAAUAAGAUGAAAGAGUUUCAUGCUUUGAUAUCGAAGAAAGUCGGUUCUGCAGCCAAAUGCAAUUGCAAGAUUAUCCCUGGGACGAAACCAAACCCUCAUGGUCGAGCAACAGCUUGUGUUUGGGCCCAAGAAUUGAAAAAGAGUCACAUUUUUAAAAAUAAAACUCAUAUUCCUUGGGAUCAAAGUGACAGUAGCAAAUGGCUUGACCCUGCUGUGGGUUACUGGGAGAUUGCAAAGUUGUUUAUGUCAGGUAUAGGAUCGGACCCGACCAAAGUUACGGACCCAAAUUCCACAGAUGUUAGUCCUCUACUUAAUUUGUUUAGAUUUUGUAAACACUUUAACGUUCAGGCGCCUUUAUUGAAAGCAGUUACAGAAAGAAGGAAUCAGUGGGCUCAUGCUCCAAAACGCAGACUUAGUGACGGCGAUAAAAACGCUGCUUUUCAAGACAUUAAACUUUUAAUGAAUGACCCAGAGUUAUUGAUCAGCAAAGAAGUUCAAGACUGCAAACCAACAAUUAACAAAGUGGAAGCGGCGGAUGUUUUAAUCUUAGAGGAGAAUCAAUUGCGUCUAAUCGAAGAAUACCGACGUAUUCAGGAAUGUGAGAAUGUUCGCACGAGAGAAAAGACCAUGGUUAUUUUUACACUACUAUUGUUUAUAAUGUCAAUUCCUUGGCGUUCUGUUCCCAAUUUACUGAAGUGGUACUGUUUAACAGUAUUUCUCAUAUUUUCUCAAGUUGGUGACAGGAAUGGAAUAGUAUCAGAUGAGG
This is a messenger RNA of Paramuricea clavata, 883 nucleotides long. NCBI's taxonomy places the organism in Eukaryota, Metazoa, Cnidaria, Anthozoa, Malacalcyonacea, Plexauridae. The record is from the annotation of a GenBank genome assembly.